This is a messenger RNA of Solanum dulcamara, 1197 nucleotides long. Its product is annotated as peroxidase 4-like. Gene Ontology annotation, molecular function: heme binding; peroxidase activity. NCBI's taxonomy places the organism in Eukaryota, Viridiplantae, Streptophyta, Magnoliopsida, Solanales, Solanaceae. Gene Ontology annotation, biological process: hydrogen peroxide catabolic process; response to oxidative stress. The transcript has 3 exons. The record is from RefSeq and is a predicted model, not a curated record. The coding region runs from base 65 to 1024 and encodes 319 amino acids.
UUACUCUCAUCAUCAUAACAAAAUCAGAAACAACAUAUAGUAGUGUAGAACUUGAUAAAAAAUAAUGGCUUCUCGUAGCUUUCUCUUUAUUCAUGUGUUAUUAGUCAUGUUUUGUCUAGCAGGCAUGGCAUUUUCGGACUUAUCCGAUGAUUUCUACGACCAUAUUUGUCCCAAAGCUUUACCAACCAUUAAACGGGUUGUUGAGGAGGCAGUCCGAAAAGAAAGGCGAAUGGGCGCCUCUUUGCUACGUUUACAUUUUCAUGAUUGUUUCGUUAACGGUUGUGAUGCUUCGAUUCUUCUUGAUCAAACGUCAACUAUUGACAGUGAAAAGACUUCUCGUGCUAAUAACAAUUCUGCUAGAGGAUUUGAGGUGAUCGAUAAAAUCAAAUCGAAGGUUGAUAAAGUUUGUGGACGUCCAGUUGUGUCUUGUGUGGACAUCUUGGCUGUUGCAGCUCGCGACUCCGUAGUUGCUCUACAUGGACCAAGUUGGGAAGUGAAACUCGGAAGAAGAGACUCCACCACAGCAAGCCGAACCGCAGCCAACAAUAAUAUUCCAACUCCAUUUAUGGACUUACCUGCACUUAUCAAAAACUUCAAGAAGCAAGGUUUAGAUAAGGAAGACCUCGUGGCUCUCUCCGGUGGGCACACACUAGGGUUUGCUCAAUGUUUCACAUUUAGGAAUCGCAUCUACAAUGAGACUAAGAACAUUGACUCCACCUUUGCAAGACAACGCCAAGCAAAUUGUCCACGUAGUGGAGGUGAUUCCACUCUUGCUUCUCUUGAUCCUACACCUGCUCUUUUCGACUCGAAAUAUUUCAGUAAUUUGGUGUCUAAGAAAGGGCUAUUACAUUCUGAUCAAGUACUAUUUAGUGGAGGAAAGACCGAUGAUCUUGUUAAGAAAUAUAGUAAAAAUCUAAGGACAUUUUCGAAAGAUUUUGCCAAGUCUAUGAUUAAGAUGGGAGACAUCAAGCCAUUGACUGGGAAGCGAGGCCAGAUUCGUGUCAACUGCAGGAAGGUGAACUAAGAAGUGCUAAUGAUGCUGAAAAAAUCUAAGUGUUUCAAGAAUUUGGUUAUUUUUUCAACUGUAGUUGUGAUUUUUAUUCAUUUAUAACGUUUGUUAAGUUCAUUGUGUCGUAAUUAAUUUUCCAUGAAAUUGGAUGUUGUUUUCAUUGAGUGAAUCAAGAUAUUUUUUCUGAA